Molecule: messenger RNA, 4535 nt
Organism: Schistosoma margrebowiei
Lineage: Eukaryota; Metazoa; Platyhelminthes; Trematoda; Strigeidida; Schistosomatidae
Source: the annotation of a GenBank genome assembly
GUCGUAGCAGCGCGCGGUCUUCAACUGCCUGACGCGUCAUGGCCUCGUUUUUUGAUGUCAGCUCUAAGAGGAAAGAUAAAAAAGAAGAGGAAGAAGGCUACGGAGCAGUGUAUGCUAAGCUGGAUAAAUCUGUGGUUUUGCAAGAAGCCCGCCUGUUUAAUCAAACAACACUUAACCCAAGGAAAUGUGUGCACAUAUUGACUAAAAUUCUAGUGAUUUUGGAGCAGAGUGAAAAGUUGGGGAAGGUAGAAGCAACGGAUGCUUUUUUCGCGAUGACUAAGUUGUUUCAAUCCAAUGACCAAAAUCUUCGUCGCAUGCUGUACCUAGUAAUUAAAGAAUUGUCUGCUGUUGCUGAUGACGUGAUUAUUGUUACUAGCAGCUUAACUAAAGAUAUGACCGGCCCAGAAAUUGCUUUUCGAGGUCCUGCAAUUCGGGCGCUUUGCACUAUUACGGAUGCAGCGAUGGUCCAGAGUAUUGAACGCUACCUAAAACAGGCUGUAGUAGAUAAAUCUCCUGCAAUAGCAUCAUCUGUGUUGACGUCAGCAUAUAAGUUAAUGGAUGUUUGUCCGGAUAUAAUCAAAAGAUGGACGAAUGAAGUACAAGAAGCUGCAUCGGGCUCUCGUGUAAUGGUACAAUAUCAUGCUCUUGGUCUGUUGUAUUUAAUUCGUCAAUCUGAUCGUCUUGCUGUGACGAAAAUGAUUCAAAAGUUUACUCGGUCUACUUUGAGAUCCCCUUACGCUUAUUGUCUCAUGAUAAGGAUAGUAGCAAAGCAGUUGGACGAAGAUGGGCACUCGAAUAAUCCACAAUUAUAUGAGUUUUUGGAAUCAUCUCUUCGCCAUAAAUCGGAGAUGGUCAUAUAUGAAGCAGCUCGAGCAAUAAUUAGCCUCCGAAACUUAACAGCUAAAGAGUUAGCACCUGCUGUGGGUGUUUUACAACUGCUUUGUACGUCUUCCAAACCUGCAUUACGAUAUGCUGCUGUACAUACGUUAAAUGCUGUCGCCAGUAACCAUCCUGCAGCGGUAACUGCAUGUAAUCUCGAUCUUGAGCAACUAAUCGGUGAUCCUAAUAGAAGUAUUGCAACGCUUGCAAUAACAACUUUAUUAAAGACAGGUAACGAGUCGAAUGUUGAACGUUUGCUAAAACAUGUAUCUCCGUUCAUGAGUGAAAUAAGCGAUGAAUUUAAAAUAGUCGUAUUGGAAUCUAUCCAUGCUUUAGCAACAAAGUACCCCAAAAAGUAUACAGUGUUAUUAAACUUUUUAUCUGGACUUCUUCGUGAUUCGGCUGGAUACACUUUUAAAAAAGCAGUUGUGGUUGCUAUCGAAUCAAUUAUCAAACAAAUUCCAGAAGCCAAAAGUAUAGGUUUGUUACAAUUAUGUGACUUCAUAGAGGAUUGUGAACAUGUUAAACUAACACAGCGUAUACUCCAUCUGUUAGGACGGGAGGGACCCUACCUCAAACGUCCUCGUCAAUUUACGCGUUACAUUUACAAUAGAGUUAUGCUCGAAUCAGCUCCCAUUAAGUGCACAGCUACAACAGCUCUGGCGAGGUUUGCUGCACACAAUGAGGAAUUACUUCCGAGUAUUCUUGUACUUCUUAAACGAAUUAUGAUUGAUGAAGACGAUGAGGUUCGUGAUCGCGCAGCUUUCUACCACUAUAUUUUAUCACAUAACCAAGUAGUAUUAAAAUCUGCUUACCUUUUAAGUGAAGAAAUGCAUCUAAGUCCAUCUGGUUUAGAGCGUGCUUUGUUGGAUUAUGUGCACAACUCCCACGCAGUUGCUGGUAGUCCUUUCUCUUUGGCAACAGUCCCAAUAGCUGAUAUUGUUCAGCCAAAUGAUCUUAGUUCUGCCAUUGAAUCGGAUGUUGUAAAGAUUAAAGGUAAGCAAAACUGUCUUAUGCGUAUUAAUAAUGAUUCGAGGGAGUAUUCAAUAAAAAAUUAAUUUUGAAAUAAGUUCGUGGACAUCGUUUAAAAUAUUGUUACCGAGUUAAAGAUGAUGUCAUUUUAUAUGAGCUAUUUUUGCUGUGGGAGUUUUAUAUGUAUAAUUAUCGCCCAUCACAUCUUAUCUGUGCAAUGCUAUCCGGUAUUAGAAAUGGUUGGAAGAAAGUUAGGGGCGGCCAAACCAAAACGUGGCAUCAGUGCUUGAAGUCACUAACUUCUAGUCUGAGCCAUGUUGGUAGAUGCAGACUACUUGGUUGGGGUCCGCGUGACUAUCGUAAUCAAUGGUUGGAGACUCUUGGUGACAUGGCUCAGAAUCGAUCACAAUGGCGUCGGUGUAUACACUUUUUUUCUUCCCUUAAACUAAGAGAUUAAAAGCGCUUCAUAUCUUUCUUUCUACUAACCAAUUCUUUCUUCUUGUACUAUAUCUCUAUAUGCAAUCUUUCUCUUAUAUAUUACCACCUUUUACCUAACCACUGUUAUGAAUCCGGUGUUCAUCUUGUUGUGCUGAUGCGGUAUGGCAACCUGGACCGAUGCACAUAUGUGCCUGGUCCUACGUUGUAGCUGACUGACUGUUCUGUGAUCAACCUAAAAAUAUAUUUCCUUAAAAAUAAUAAAAACACUAAUAUAUCGCGAGCGGACAAAAUGUAUAAUAACUAGUAGUCUACUAUGAUUUUGAAAUAAUAAUCUCAUGGUAGAACUAAUUUGGUUUGUAUAAGUGAGUUACUCAAACAGUACAGCUAAACUAGAAAAGAUCACGGAUAGUCAGACGAAAAUAUGGCGGCACUCUUGAGACACUGGUCAUUGCUUUGAAGUAUAUGGAGAUUUGAAACCAUUGUCUUGAUUUACACACAAGUGUUCAGUGGUUCAGUAUCAGAUGAUAUAACUCGAAAUUAUUUGCUUUGAUGGAUGCACUCUCACUUAACAUUUCUCUGCUGCAAAAUACAUUGAUAUGUGUAGUCCGAGAUUACAAUCUUGUUUCUAGUUCGAUAUAUUCAUUUGUUUUUUUUCACAAUUAUCAGGACAAAGUACUUUAAUUUUUUCUCAAUAAAUUCUGAUGUUUUCAAGCUAAAUCUAAUACGAUGGCUGGUGAAGGUCGAAACGCAUCACUUACUUCUCAGAUGUCAGGGAAACGUAUUCAAGAUUCAUUUGCUGAACAGCUGGCAUCUAUACCCGAAUUUUCUGGUCUUGGCUCCAUAUUUAAAUCUUCUUCUUUAGUAGAAUUAACUGAAUCUGACACUGAAUAUGUAGUAACAUGCAUAAAACAUUUAUUCACAAGGCAUUUAGUCUUACAGGUGAGUCAGAUUUCCAAACAUUUAUUAGCAAGCAUGAAGCACGUUUUACACGUAAACACAAUUGGUUCUGAGUAUUGAGUUAUUUUUCGUCAAUUUAAUUAUUGAAGCUUAUAUAGUUCGACAAUACAGAUAUAGUUUCGUUUGAUCCAGAAAACAGUAAUGAUGAGUCAAUGAACCACAUUCGCGUUUUGUUUGCCUGCUAGCUCUUAAUAUCUCAUUACAUUUCCUUAAGACCACGAUUCUAGGCCCUAUAUAUACAAGAUUUAGACCACUGCUGCUAUAUAAACAGUCCGGAUUCACCUUUUCUUAGUCUUAUCACAUCGAACUAUAGAUUGUCAAGUAAUUCAAUACCAUAUAGAAGUGAGUAACUUUCUGUUUAUUCUCUGCUCGCUCUAAUUUCAUUCAAUCAUUUGUUUUAGUUUGAUUGUGUCAAUACAAUGGCAGACCAAGUUUUGGAGAAUGUCUAUGUUUCGUGUGAGCCGGACGAUCCCAUGUUUAAUAUUGUCUGCACAGUACCUUGCAAAAGCUUAAAAUAUAAUUCUCCCGCUGUGACAUAUGUUCUGGUUGAGUUGCCGGAGGACCUAGAAUGUCAUUCUGCUACAUUUAUCAACACAUUGAAAUUUACUAUCAAAGAUAUUGACUCUGAUCCUUCGGAUCCUGGUUUGCCAGACGAAUAUCAAUUGGAAGACCUGGUCCUAGGUAUUUCAGACCAUAUUCAACGUGUUUCGAAACAAAACUUUACAUUGGCUUGGCAGGAACUCAGUCCUGAAACUGAAGUAGAGGAAACGUAUAUGCUGGUGAAGCACAAGACUAUUAAAGAAACGAUGCGUCAAAUUAUCGAACACCUUGGACUUCAGCCUUGUGAUCAAACUGAUCAUAUGCCUCAUGAAGGAAAGUCAUCUCAUCAGCUCCUUCUGUCCGGAGUAUAUCGUGGUGGGUACCAAGUUUUGGCCUUAUGUAAACUUGCUAAAGUAUUGUCUGAUGCAUCCCUUCAUUCAAACGAACAGGGUAUAACUUUCCAAAUCACAGUACGUUCAUCUGAUCCCGUUGUUAGCCGAAUAAUAGCUGAUGCCAUCGGUUGAGUUGUCAUACUGAAAGGCUUCCUUAUUACUAUAUGACAUAUCCUACUUAUGUAUUGUAUUAAUUCUUUGUUUCUUACAUUGGACUAUUGGUAAUCACUUUGUUUACAAAUUUAAUCAAACUACAAGGUUGUUGCUAACACCACUCGUUGAAUAGCUGUGAUUUUUUUCUUGUUAAUAAAUCUUUAUUUUGAAAUCUCCGAAUAUGCAAUACAGGAUUUAAAGUUU